This is a messenger RNA of Pyrus x bretschneideri (Chinese white pear), 1153 nucleotides long. Its product is annotated as 2-hydroxyisoflavanone dehydratase. The transcript has a single exon. Gene Ontology annotation, molecular function: hydrolase activity. NCBI's taxonomy places the organism in Eukaryota, Viridiplantae, Streptophyta, Magnoliopsida, Rosales, Rosaceae. Bases 111 to 1013 code for a protein of 300 amino acids. The record is from RefSeq and is a predicted model, not a curated record.
CCUUUUUAAACCCCACAAUUUUGUCUUAGUCUCUCCCUCCCAUUAUCCCACCAUUCUCUCAAAUCAUCAAACCUAAAACUUUUAGCCUCUGUAACCUCCUCUUAUCCAAGAUGGAGCCAAUCAACGACGAGAUUGCUCGUGAAUUUCGCUUCUUCCGGGUGUACAAAGACGGUCGCAUAGAAAUAUUCUACAAGACACAAAAGGUCCCCCCUUCGACUGACGCAGUCACUGGUGUCCAAUCCAAGGACGUCACAAUUCAACCCGAACCCGCCGUUUCUGCCCGUAUCUUCCUUCCCAAGAUCCAGGACCCGGCCCAAAAGCUCCCCGUUCUCCUCUACCUCCACGGCGGUGGGUUUAUCUUCGAGUCUGCCUUCUCUCCUAUUUAUCACAACUUCGUCGGCCGAUUGGCAGCUGAAGCCCACGCAAUCGUAGUGUCCGUCGAAUACGGGUUGUUCCCGGAUCGCCCCCCACCGGCUUGCUAUGAAGACUCAUGGGCGGCGCUCAAAUGGCUCGCGUCCCACGGUAGUGGGGAUGGAACCGAGUCGUGGUUAAACAAGUACGCUGACUUUGACCGGUUGCUUAUAGGCGGGGACAGCGGUGGAGCAAAUUUGUCGCACUAUUUGGCUGUCCGGGUCGGGUCCAUCGGGCAACCGGAUUUGAAGAUUGGUGGAGUUGUGCUGGUGCAUCCGUUCUUUGGGGGCUUGGAGGAGGACGACCAAAUGUUUCUGUACAUAUGUCCGGAGAACGGUGGGUUGGAGGAUCGUAGGCUGAGGCCGCCCCCAGAGGAUUUCAAAAGGCUAGCGUGCGGGAAGAUGUUGAUAUUUUUCGCGGCGGGAGACCAUCUGAGAGGGGCGGGCCAGCUGUACUAUGAGGACCUGAAAAAGAGUGAGUGGGGAGGGAGUGUCGACGUGGUGGAGCAUGGUGAAGGACAUGUGUUUCACUUGUUCAAUUCGGACUGUGAGAAUGCUGCGGACUUGGUGAAAAGAUUUGGAUCCUUCAUCAACCAAAAGUAGUUACCUUACCUUGCUGCCCUGUGCCUUGACACCUGUAAUAAACUUAUUUUGACAUUUCGUCGCAGUGUUGAUUAUAUUAUUGUUGUGUUGUCGUUGUAUAAUUUAAUCUACUAAUAGAAAUAAUGGAGGAUGGUUGGGUU